Bombus pyrosoma is the source of this 1941-nucleotide messenger RNA. It is a transcript of the gene Pka-R1, whose product is annotated as cAMP-dependent protein kinase type I regulatory subunit. The transcript has 5 exons. Gene Ontology annotation, molecular function: cAMP-dependent protein kinase regulator activity. Lineage: Eukaryota; Metazoa; Arthropoda; Insecta; Hymenoptera; Apidae. Gene Ontology annotation, cellular component: cAMP-dependent protein kinase complex. The record is from RefSeq and is a predicted model, not a curated record. The coding region runs from base 134 to 1252 and encodes 372 amino acids. Gene Ontology annotation, biological process: regulation of protein phosphorylation.
GAAAGAUAUUUUAAAAUUCUUUAUAUAAAAAAGAUUGAAUUAUUAAAUGAAAACUGAUAUAUUCAUAAUAUUUAUGUCAAGAACGGAAUUGUUGAAUAGGUAUUUGCUAUAAAGUGUCAACUUGUGUAUCAAUAUGGCGGCGAAUCUUGAGGAAGAGCAAAGUUUAAGAGAGUGCGAGGAAUACGUACAGAGACACAAUAUUCAACAAGUUUUAAAAGACUGUAUAGUGCAGCUGUGUGUGGGGCGUCCUGAAAAUCCCAUAUCAUUCUUGAGAGAAUACUUUCAAAAACUGGAACGGGAGCAGGCUCACGAUGCUAAGCAACAGAUUGCGACCAGUCCAGAGGAUACUGAGGACAUACCUGCUGGACAGCAAGGUCCUCAAGUUCCGAGACGAAGAGGAGGUAUCUCCGCGGAGCCGGUCUCUGAAGAAGAUGCGACAAGUUAUGUUAAAAAAGUUGUGCCCAAGGACUACAAAACAAUGGCUGCCUUGAGUAAAGCCAUCGCAAAAAAUGUCCUCUUCGCUCAUCUCGACGAGAACGAACGUUCUGAUAUAUUUGACGCCAUGUUUCCUGUCACGUUUUUGCCCGGGGAGGCAAUUAUUCGUCAAGGCGACGAAGGUGACAACUUUUAUGUAAUCGAUCAAGGAGAGGUCGAAAUCUUUGUCAAUGGUGAAUUAGCCACGACCAUAGGAGAAGGUGGAAGUUUCGGUGAACUUGCAUUGAUAUAUGGGACUCCACGUGCUGCGACUGUUCGAGCAAAGACCGAUGUUAAAUUAUGGGGUAUCGAUAGAGAUUCAUAUCGCAGAAUUCUCAUGGGCUCUACAAUAAGGAAACGAAAGAUGUAUGAGGAGUUCCUUUCCAGAGUUUCAAUUUUGGAAUCUUUGGAUAAGUGGGAACGGCUCACAGUAGCCGAUGCUUUAGAACCGGUGGCAUUUGACGAUGGCGAGACAAUAGUUCGGCAGGGUGAACCGGGUGAAGAUUUUUACAUAAUCGUCGAAGGUACAGCUGUUGUUUUACAGCAACGUUCAGAGGGUGAAGAAUUAGCGGAAGUAGGUCGUUUAGGACCAUCCGAUUACUUCGGUGAAAUUGCAUUGCUAUUGGACAGGCCGAGAGCAGCGACUGUCGUAGCGCGAGGCCCUUUAAAAUGUGUGAAACUCGACCGAGCAAGAUUCGAGCGAGUUUUAGGUCCGUGCGCGGAUAUUUUGAAACGCAACAUCACCCAGUAUAACAGUUUCGUGUCCCUAUCCGUAUAAAUUGCCGUACCAGUGACAUUAUCAGCCACCCUGGUUUCUUUUCAUGAAAGUACGUUUCACUAUUAACAUUUUUUAUUUGAGUAAUAGCGUAAGUAAUAACCAUACUGUUUCGGCUAACGAUACUUGUGUUAAGAAUUAUAUAUGUUGAAUUAUGCACGACUGUCUGUUAAAAUUGUAUGAUGUGGCAUGAGAACAAUUUGACAUAAUUUUAUACAAUGUUGUAUUUUUUUAGUCUAGAUUUUGAUAGAUUUGGAAUUGAAGAUCUAAAAUAUUUUAUUCUCUUUAUAAAUCAAUAAGGUAGUUGUAUUAUUAUUAGAUAGUUAAAUAAAUGUAGCUCGAGCAAUUCUUUCAAAACUUUGUCAUUGUAUUUGUUACAUAAGUAAUUUUUAUGCUCAUUCUAUCAAUGUAUGCAGUUAACACAUGCUUCUGCAACGACAUAUAUAAUUCUUAAAACACAAACUAAAUAAUUAGAAAUGUCGUGAUACAUCAAGUUAUUACGCACUUUGUAGUUUGCAAUGCUGCGAUAUAGAGGUCGAAUUUUGGCCACUUUUACACGAACAUAUUUCCCGAGAAUGUACGAAAUCCGUGAAAACAUUUGAAAAAAUUCGAUAAAUAUAUGUUUUAUUUCGCAAAAUUUUUCGACGAUGUUUGGUGGAAUGAAUAAAACAAAAUAUUGUUUCGUUAUUGAA